CUGCCUGGCUGCAUUGCUCCUUAACCCCAGCUCUGUCAGCACGUGGUUUGAGAGGAUCAGCAUCAUGGUGAUCCUGCUCAACUGUGUGACGCUGGGCAUGUACCAGCCCUGUGAGAACAUCGACUGCACCUCAGACCGCUGCCAAAUACUGCAGGCUUUCGAUGCAUUCAUCUACAUCUUCUUUGCAUUGGAGAUGGUAAUAAAGAUGGUGGCUCUUGGGAUCUUUGGCCGUCGCUGUUACCUGGGUGACACCUGGAAUAGGCUAGACUUCUUCAUCGUAAUGGCUGGGAUGGUAGAGUACUCACUGGACCUACAAAACAUCAACCUGUCAGCCAUUCGGACAGUGCGUGUCCUUCGCCCACUGAAAGCCAUCAACAGAGUGCCAAGUAUGCGUAUCCUGGUGAACCUUCUUCUAGACACCCUACCCAUGCUGGGAAAUGUAUUGCUUCUCUGCUUCUUCGUCUUCUUCAUCUUCGGCAUCAUUGGCGUUCAGCUGUGGGCGGGGCUUCUGCGAAAUCGUUGUUAUCCAGAGGAGAACUUCACCCUUUCCUCGGGUAUGGCCCUGCCUGCUCCUUACUAUCAGCCAGAGGAGGAUGAUGAGCGCCCCUUCAUCUGCUCCCUGGCUUCUGAUAAUGGUAUCAUGUCAUGUUCUGAUGUGCCGGCGAGACGUGAAGGAGGGCGCAUUUGCUGUCUCGACAAAGAGGAUGCCCUGCACAGACAGUCUCUGGGCUUGAGUCCUGAACCCCUGGCCAAUGGCAGUGGGGCCGGGGAAGCAAUGGGCCUCUGCAUCAACUGGCAUCAAUAUUAUACUCGAUGCCAUACUGGAAACAGUAAUCCUCACAAAGGAGCCAUCAACUUCGACAACAUUGUCUACGCUUGGAUAGUCAUUUUUCAGGUGAUCACUCUGGAGGGCUGGGUUGAGAUAAUGUAUUAUGUGAUGGAUGCCCACUCUUUCUACAACUUUAUCUACUUCAUCUUACUCAUCAUCAUUGGUUCAUUCUUCAUGAUCAACCUGUGCCUGGUGGUCAUUGCCACCCAGUUCUCCGAGACCAAGCAGCGGGAGCACCAGCUGAUGCAGGAGCAGAGGGCUCAGUGCCUGUCCUCCUCCACCUUGGCCAGUAUGGCCGAGCCAGGAGACUGCUAUGAGGAGAUCUUCCAGCUGGUCUGCCAUGUCCUCCGCAAAGCAAAGAGGAGAUCGGCAGCUCUGUACUACACGCUGAGGGGCAAGCCCCCGCCGGCUGGUGGAGGCAGGGGAAACAGGAGAGGUGGAGGGAAUGUGAACGGGGACCGCCAUCACUCUAGACACCCGAGAUCACCCAAAUGUCCACACCACAGGAAACAGGAGAACAGCUCCCAGGCACCAGACAACUCCAUCAGUGUUUCUGUCCCCCAGAAUCCUGAAGACUGCCCGAUAUGUUCAUUGUCAGUUAAAGAAGGUGCAAAGGCAGUGGGCGAUUCGGCUAAUGGCGAAGAAAAUGAGGAGGACACUGUGAAAGACACAGACAAAGAGGAGAACCCCUUAGAGGAGAGGGGAGAUGAGGAGAUGAAGAGAAAGAGGACGUGUUUUGGGCGUUGCAAAGACCUUUGGACCGGCAUGAGGAGGAAGCUUUGGGGCAUUGUAGAGAGCAAGUACUUCAGCAGGGGCAUUAUGAUUGCUAUUCUCAUUAACACCAUCAGCAUGGGCAUUGAACAUCAUAACCAGCCUGAAGAGCUGACCAAUGUCCUGGAGAUCUGUAACAUUGUCUUUACCAGCAUGUUCACCCUGGAGAUGAUCCUUAAGCUUACAGCUUUCGGAUUCUUUGAGUACCUGAGAAACCCAUACAAUAUCUUUGACGGCAUCAUUGUCAUCAUCAGUGUGUGUGAGAUCAUCGGCCAGGCAGAUGGCGGUCUGUCAGUGCUGAGGACCUUCAGGCUGUUGAGGGUCAUUAAGCUAGUGAGGUUCAUGCCUGCACUGAGGCGGCAGCUUGUGGUGCUGAUGAAGACUAUGGACAACGUGGCCACCUUCUGCAUGCUGCUCAUGCUCUUCAUCUUCAUAUUCAGCAUACUGGGAAUGCACAUAUUUGGCUGUAAGUUUAGCUUGAAGACAGAAGCAGGAGACACAGUGCCUGACAGGAAGAACUUUGAUUCCUUGCUUUGGGCCAUUGUCACUGUUUUCCAGAUUCUGACGCAGGAGGACUGGAACAUGGUCCUGUAUAAUGGCAUGGCAUCCACCUCCCCCUGUGCUGCUCUUUACUUUGUCGCACUUAUGACAUUUGGAAACUAUGUGCUCUUCAAUUUACUUGUCGCCAUCCUGGUUGAAGGUUUCCAAGCUGAGGGUGAUGCAAACCGCUCUUACUCGGACGAUGACAGGUCGUCCUGUAAUUUUGAUGACGCUGAUAAGCAUAAAGAAUCCUUGCACCUAUCGGAUCCAAAGAUCUGUACCCUGACCCCUAAUGGACACCUAGACCUGUCCCUGUUGCCCUCUGGGCUAUUUCCUGGGGAGAGGUUGACUUUUGCACUUGGCUCCAGGAAGAAUAGUGUUAUUUCCCUUGGCAGGGCUGACCUGGAGAAGAGGGCUGUGUAUCCAGGUCGCGGCUACCACAACUGGGGCCGUCCGCUGCCCCCCCAUCCUCACCCGCUGUGGGCGCGGCGCUCCAGCUGGAGCAGCCUGGGCGGCCGGCCCUGCUGCUCCUCCUCUCCCUCCGCCAGCCCCGCCUUCACGCCAACCUCCGCGAGGCCUUUUUACGGCUACGGACUGGGCAGCCUGGGAGGAGUGGUCGGAGGGAGCCUUCGGAUCCGUGGACCCCGCGCCUCCUCGUCCCCUCACCACCACUUCCAUCACCGUCACGGGCAAGCAGAUGAGGAGGAGUCCCUUCUCUCCCCGCCGGUUGUCGCACAUCACUCUCUUCAGCUUCCCUAUCCCCUGCUCCCCGGAUAUUUUGCUCCGCGGAGAGACCGCAGAGCCCUUUCGCUAGAGCUUCCCCACGUGCUUCAGGUUCCAGCCGGAAGCCCUCGCACUCCACCACCGUCGCACCACCCGUCGUCUCCCAUGACACAGCACGCUCGGCACAGGAAGAAAAGCCUGUCCGGAGGGCUGGUAAUCGGCGGCGGCAGUGACUUGGAAGUGGUUCAUCAAGACUGUAACGGGAAGACCCCGCUGUCGCACCUUCUCCAGGCCGCUCCCAAACAACAGACUGAGCAGGGUGGCGGGACAAACGCCCAGAGCCGCCUCAUUGCCGACGUUUUCCCCCAGGUCAAUCCACGCUGCAAGGACCGGGAUGACCUGGAUGACGAUCUUGAUUAUAGCUUGUGCUUUCGCAUCCAGAAGAUGCUUGAAGCACACAAACCAGACUGGUGUGAGACAAGAGAGGACUGGUCCGUCUUCCUUUUUUCUCCACAGAACAAAUUUCGACAGAUGUGCCAGUCCAUCAUAGCCCAUAAGCUGUUUGACUAUGUGGUAUUGGCCUUCAUCUUCUCCAACUGCAUCACAGUGGCUCUAGAAAGGCCCAAGAUACUUCAAGGCAGCUUGGAAAGAGUCUUUCUCACCAUUUCCAACUACAUCUUUACUGCCAUCUUUGUGGGCGAGAUGACUCUCAAGGUGGUUUCCAUGGGUUUAUAUGUGGGGGAACAGGCUUAUCUCCGGAGCAGCUGGAACAUUCUGGAUGGAUUCCUGGUUUUUGUGUCAUUGAUUGACAUCGUGGUGUCUAUGGCGGGAGGAGCUAAGAUACUUGGAGUGCUCAGAGUCCUCCGGCUUCUCAGGACACUGCGUCCUCUUAGAGUCAUUAGUAGAGCCCCAGGACUAAAGCUGGUAGUGGAGACCCUCAUCACCUCCCUCAAACCCAUCGGCAACAUUGUCCUCAUCUGCUGUGCAUUCUUCAUCAUCUUUGGCAUUCUUGGAGUUCAGUUAUUUAAAGGCAAAUUCUUCUACUGCCUUGGCCCCGAUGUCAAAAACAUCACUAAUAAGUCUGACUGUCUGCAAGCCAAUUACAAGUGGGUCCACCAUAAGUACAACUUUGACAACCUGGGACAGGCGCUGAUGUCCCUGUUUGUACUCGCCUCCAAGGAUGGCUGGGUCAACAUCAUGUACCAUGGCCUGGACGCAGUGGGUGUAGACCAACAGCCGGUAACCAACAAUAACCCAUGGAUGCUGCUGUAUUUCAUCUCCUUCCUCCUCAUCGUCAGCUUUUUUGUCCUCAACAUGUUUGUUGGUGUAGUGGUGGAGAACUUCCACAAGUGCCGCCAGCACCAGGAGGUGGAGGAGGCCAAGAGGCGUGAGGAAAAGCGCCAGCGUCGUAUGGAAAAGAAGAGGAGGAAAGCCCAGAAGCUGCCUUACUAUGCCAGCUAUGGCCACGUACGCCUGAUGAUCCACACGCUCUGCACUAACCACUAUUUGGACCUCAUCAUCACCUUCAUCAUCUGCAUCAACGUUAUCACAAUGUCUUUAGAACACUACAAUCAGCCUCACUCUCUGGAUCUCGCCCUCAAGUAUUGCAACUACGUCUUCACCUCCACUUUUGUGCUGGAGGCUGUACUGAAACUCAUCGCAUUUGGAUUCCGUCGCUUCUUCAAAGACAGGUGGAACCAGUUGGACCUGGCCAUCGUGCUCCUGUCAGUAAUGGGUAUCACGUUAGAGGAGAUUGAGAUCAGCGCUGCCCUGCCCAUCAACCCCACCAUCAUCCGUAUCAUGAGGGUGCUGAGGAUAGCACGAGUGCUGAAGCUGCUGAAGAUGGCAACAGGAAUGAGGGCCUUGCUGGAUACAGUGGUCCAAGCCCUGCCUCAGGUGGGUAACCUGGGCCUGCUCUUCAUGCUGCUGUUUUUCAUCUACGCCGCCUUAGGAGUAGAGCUUUUUGGAGAACUUGUUUGCAAUGAAGACUACCCCUGUGAAGGUAUGAGUCGUCAUGCUACGUUUGAGAACUUUGGUAUGGCUUUCCUUACCUUGUUUCAAGUCUCCACGGGCGACAACUGGAAUGGCAUCAUGAAGGACACAUUGCGGGAGUGUCCACCAGACCACAGCACUGAUGUGGACUAUGCUUGCAAUCCAAGCCUUCAGUUUAUCUCGCCCAUGUACUUUGUCUCCUUUGUGCUCACCGCCCAGUUUGUGCUCAUCAAUGUGGUGGUGGCCGUGCUGAUGAAGCACCUGGACGACUCCAACAAGGAGGCCCAAGAGGAGGCGGAGAUGGAUGCAGAAAUUGAGCUGGAGCUGGCCCAGGGCACCCUCUGUUGCAUGGGUGCCCCCAGUUGUGGGGGUGGGGGUGUGGACAAAGGACUGUUCGUUGCUGGAUCGGGGCUUGGAGGGGCAUCAGGGAGAAAGGAGCGAGGAAGUGCCAGAGGAGAGAAGGGAGAGGGAGUAAGGAAGAUACGGCACGCGGUAACAAUCGCACACCAGGGACCGUACAACUCCAGUGACUCCAACCGGACCCUGUACUCACAAUCACAAGAGAGCCAGUGGUUGGACAGUGUGUCUCUCCUAAUCAAGGAUACGUUAGAAGGGGAGAUGCUGAUGAUCGACAACCUCUCCGGUUCUGUCUUCCACCACUACUCUUCUCCUCCACCAAUCUGCAAAGACUGCAAGGGCCACCCACAAGAGCAAAUCAGAAUGGCAGAAGUUGAACAGGCGUCGCUGAAGUCAGAGCAGCUAUCAGACAAAUCCUCGUCCCCAGCUCUGCCAGAUGACCUCAGCCUCGAUGAAAAUGCUACCUUUCAAAUAUUGGCACAAGACAGCAAGGGAAGGUGUAGCAGUGACCUCCGCAGCCUGGAGGAGGCGACUGGUGGAGGAGGUUAUGAGGGAGGUACCCAGACUCUGACCACGGUGGACACUGAGGAGUCCACACAACAGGAAACAGAAACGCACCAACCACAUAUGUGCUCACCUCACUGCAGCCCCGAGUUCUUCCAUUCUGCCGGGGCUGCCAUCCCUGUACCUUCCCGCAGUAAGAGCCUGCGUUUGUCCAGAGGCAUUAGGCUGACCUCCCCAUCCUCCUGGACCUCGUUCCGCUCCCCUGGAGCUCAUAAAAAGAUGCUCUGCGCACAGUAUCCCUCCCACAGUGACUCGUCCCUUGCUACAGGCAGCUCUGAGGGCAGCCUCCAAACCACCCUUGAAGAAGGACUAAGCUUCAGUGUCUCUCCACCACAGAAUCUGGAGUUGCCACUGCCAAGAGCUACUUUACCACCCACGUGCCCUACCCCGCAGUCUGAAGAGAGAAGUAUUAUUUCCCCUCCGGUUCAAACCCCGAGGCCGAGGCCCAACCCCUCAUCUACUUUAACCCUUCUGGCUACGAGGGGUCACCAACGAAGCCAGAGCAGCGGGCGAGGCAGCACCAGCCCCGGCUGCACCCGGGAGGACUCCAUCGACCCCUCAGAUGAGGACCUGGGCAUAGGCAUUGGGUCAUCCAUUGGUGGCUGUGGCUCCAGCCAAGCAGGGAACAGUGAACACUUGUCAGAGGCGCUGAGUAGCUUGUCACUGACAUCCCUGCUGUCCCCCAGCUCCCUCGUAUACCCAGGGGGGGCAGUAAAGAAGUGCAACAGCACAGGUAGCCUGGACAAAGGGGGGAUACUGCUGUCUUCCCGGGGCAGGGAGGGCCGUAUGGAGAUUAUGGGCCUGGAGCUCAUGGACCCUCAGGGCUUCUUGGCCAACCCUUGGACAGGGGUAUUAGUAAAUCCAAGGAGAAGAGAGGGACAAGUAGAGGAUGGAGAGCCGGGGGCUACUGUUGAGGAUGAUGCUUUUGAAGGUUCUGAUGACACCGAAAAACAGAAGUUGUGCUCAUAUCAGCGCGUCAACGAGAGCGGAUACAAAGAGGCUUGA
This is a messenger RNA of Menidia menidia (Atlantic silverside), 6781 nucleotides long. The record is from the annotation of a GenBank genome assembly. NCBI's taxonomy places the organism in Eukaryota, Metazoa, Chordata, Actinopteri, Atheriniformes, Atherinopsidae.